AUGAGAAAAAAAAAAAAUACAGGAGUUAAAAGAAAAAGUUAUGGUAAAGGGAACGAAUCAGAUGCAAGCAUCUUAAAGGGUGUUGAGCAGCAUAUCUCAAAGGAAAAAGUAGAAGCAGUAGUAGCAGAAACAGAAGAAGAAGCAGAGGAAGACGUAGAGGAAGAAGGAGAAGUAGAAGCAGAUGUAGAUGAUGGAAAUGAACUGGGUGAAGAGGAAGGAGAAAAUGAAGAGGAAAACGAUGAAGAAGAACAAGAUGAAGAUUACGAAUUAAAAAAUUACGGUAUAGCGCUUAAAAUGCCUAAAAGAAAGAACAGAGGAAAAAAUUUGAAAAAGUUGAUUGGUGAAGAUUUAGAAAAAGAUGAACAGUUUUGGAAUAAUAGUAUUUGGGAAGAAGAAGAAAUAGACGAAGAAUAUGUUAAUUCGGAGGGAGAAGAAGAAUAUAUUGAUAUUACAGACUCUGACUUUGAUGAGGAUGAAGAUGAAGCAGAAGAUGAUAUGGAAGAAGAAGAUACUGAAAAGAAUGAAAAGGAAUUAGAAGAUGAUCUUGAAAAAAAGAAAAAAAAAAAAAUGUACGCAUAUUUAGAAAAGCUAAAAAAACAGAAGCAAAAUAAUAUGGCAAGAUAUAAUAUAAUGAAAAAUAGAAAAUAUGAUACAAAUAACUUGAAAAGAGGAAUACAAAAAUAUGGGGCAGACCAAAAAUCAGAAAAGGAAAGAAAAGAGGAGCAAGAAAAAUUAAAAAAUGAGAGAAUGUUAAAAAAAAAAAAAAAAUUAGAAAAUGCAUAUUUAAUGUUACAUAGAUCUACAAGAGACACAACAAGACAAAAAACAGAACAAGUGAAAAAGCUUUCUGAAUUGAGAAAAAUAAAAAAAGAAAAUCGUUUCAAAAAAUUCUAUGAAAAUAGAAAAAAAAAAAAAAGUAUGCAAAGAGAAAUGACAAGAGAAGAAAGAUUAGAAGAAGCAAAAAUAACUGAGCAGUACAAUAUACAAUCACUUCUACAAUUACAAGCAUGGGAGGAAGAAAAGAAAAAAUAUGUUGAAAAUAAAAAAAUUCUAUAUCAUAGACCCAAAAAUGUUUUUAUUAGUUUUUCAUAUUCAAAAGAUAAAACAUUUCCUUCCAAUGAAAAUUUGAAAUAUGAAGUAGAUCCCUACAGUAUAAAUAAUGACACAGUACUAGCAAAUGAUACCCUCUCUGGAAAUGCUGUACUGUCAUCUAAUAUAAACAUGUUGGAAGCUUUGCAAAACGAAAAAAUUGUUGUUGGAGGUAAUAAUGAUGCAAAUAAAAUAGAGAAACAUGGACAUGAUAUACUGCAUCAAAUGGGGGAUGAUGAACUUGCUAAAAAGGAAAUAGAAAAUAUGACAUGUGACCAAGCCGAUACAUCAAAAAUAAUGAAUCAAAAAAGAGAAAAUGAAAAUGAUAAAACAGUCAUAGGAAAUGCCAUUGAUACUAAUAGUAGUGACAAUAGAAAGGAAGAAAGUUCAAUUACAAAUUACCAAUUUAACUGGGAAAAUAUAGAUCAGUGUGAAGAUUUAAAUAUAGACUAUUUAAAUGAAAAUGACGCAUUAAAUUUUGGUUUCCUAAAUAAGGUUAAUAAAAGCAAUAAUAACAAUAGCAGCAGUAACAACAAUAGUAACCAUAAUAGAAAUAGUAACAUUAACAAUGACAGCAGUAAUAACAACAGUGGUAAACGUUUAGGCAGAUGUACCUCUAACGAAUCAGACAAAAAAAGAAAAGUGAAUCCCCCUGUUGUGGAAGAGAGACAAAUAUAUAUUGUUACUGAUUCUAGGGAAUUAGAAAUGUAUAGUAAUUACAAUAAUAAUAAGGACUAUUUGAACCAAAUAAAAAAUAAAAAUAACUUAUGUGCAAUUACAAAUUUAGAAGGAAAAUAUUUUGAUCCAUUAACGAAAAAAUAUUAUAAUAAUGCUGAAGCGUUUAAGUCACUACGGUUUUCGUAUCAUAAGGAAAAGUAUGAUUCUAUUAACAAACAAAUAUCUCUCAUGGUUAAUCUUUUUAAAAGUAAGCUAACUGAAAUAGAGGAAAACACAAAAAAUGCAACUUAUGAUAACAUUUAA
Plasmodium malariae is the source of this 2070-nucleotide messenger RNA. RefSeq names its product YL1 nuclear protein, putative. NCBI's taxonomy places the organism in Eukaryota, Apicomplexa, Aconoidasida, Haemosporida, Plasmodiidae. Gene Ontology annotation, cellular component: nucleus. Gene Ontology annotation, molecular function: ATP-dependent H2AZ histone chaperone activity. Gene Ontology annotation, biological process: regulation of DNA-templated transcription; chromatin remodeling. The record is from RefSeq and is a predicted model, not a curated record. The transcript has a single exon. Bases 1 to 2070 code for a protein of 689 amino acids.